Messenger RNA from Ziziphus jujuba (common jujube), 417 nucleotides. RefSeq names its product E3 ubiquitin-protein ligase RDUF2-like. Gene Ontology annotation, cellular component: cytoplasm. The transcript has a single exon. The record is from RefSeq and is a predicted model, not a curated record. NCBI's taxonomy places the organism in Eukaryota, Viridiplantae, Streptophyta, Magnoliopsida, Rosales, Rhamnaceae. Gene Ontology annotation, biological process: protein ubiquitination. Bases 1 to 417 code for a protein of 138 amino acids. Gene Ontology annotation, molecular function: ubiquitin protein ligase activity.
AUGGAAGGAGAUAAAGACAGUGAAUGGAUGUUGAACACGAAUGAUUACGUUGUUCCAAUUCGCGCUCUGAAUGCUCAGGGCGUCGAGACUGUUUCUCUCUUAUUUCUGGAGCACCACCAGUUUGACUAUGACAGUAGCGUCGGUGGCGGUGGAGAGAGUGGAACCACCGCUGCCAUUGGAGUGAGACUGGGAGAGUUGAAGAAGGUCAAGAUUGAAAGCUCGCAAAUAUCGCAUUCAGAUUCGGUGAAUCAAUACGGCGGCGUCGCGGUGUGUGCGGUGUGUUUGGAAGAGCUCUCGGUGGGGAUAGAAGCGACAUGCACUCCUUGUUCCCACCUUUACCAUGAAAUUUGUAUCCUCAAUUGGCUUCACAACAGUACUACUUGUCCUUUGUGUCGAUUUCAGAUGAUUUCUUCCUAA